AUUAUCCUUAAAAUAGAAUAUGUAAGACGGAUUUAAUAGGCAAUCUAUAUUUUCUAGCCAAGACACCUUUUUCAUUAGUAUAUAGAAUUAUAUAUACUACUACUAUAUAUGAUAGAACUUAAUAUAUAAUUAAAUAGAAAGAAAUAUUAAAACCAAGAGAUUGAAAAGGCAGUCAACUUUACUAUCAUAAAGAACACGAUUCCAAGAUUUAUUUAUAUAUAUUAUGAAUGCUUACUAUUAAUCACUCAAGAGAUUGCUCAAUAGUUUAAUGGCUCUAGUCAAAUUCGUACCACAACUCUUCGCAGCUAAGUAUGAUUGCUUACUAGUAUUAAUCACUCACGACUCAAGACUUUGCUCAAUAGUUUAAUGUAACAAUUCAACAAACUUAAUACUAAUCCACAGAUUAAGCCAAGGUCAAAUUUAAAUAUAAUAUCCCCUUUUCUAUCUUAUAUCAAGAAAAAACUACUACUACAUGUUUUAGUCCCACAUUCAACACCAUAACCAAUAUUCUCAUGCUCAAGGAUAUUUUAUUACAUAUACUAUUUGAUGAAAUACACAUUAUAUAAGAACCUGUUUGUUGGAAGAAUGUGUAGUAGCAAAUACAAAAACACAUGAACCCAAAAAAGGCAUAUAUUUGUUGAAAUGGAGAAAAGCAAAGGCCAUUGCUUGAUCAUGCCGGAUCAGCUUCAAGGCCACAUAAAUCCCAUGCUCCAAUUCUCCAAACGCUUAGCACAAAAGGGAGUCAAAAUCACACUCGCCGUCACACGCUACACCUUCAAAACCAUGCAGGACUUCUCAUGUGGUUCCAUUUCUGUGGAGACUAUCUCCGACGGAUACGACGACGGGUGGCGAGGCGACCUCAACGACGACCUUCAGGAGUUCGUGGACCGCACACGACAAGUUGGGACGAAGACGAUGGAGGAGCUCCUGGAGCGGCUGAGGGGAUCCGGCCGGCAAGUCGACUGCGUGGUCUACGACCCCCUCAUUCCGUGGUGCCUCGACGUUGCUAAGAAGCUGGGAUUGGUUGGAGUGGCUUUCUUCACUCAAUCGUGUGUGGUGACUAGCAUCUACCACCAUUUGUAUGAGGGGCGUAUUCGGCUGCCGUUUUCGGACGGUGGCGCUGUUCGUCUUGCUGGAUUGCCUGCUAUGGAACCAUCAGACAUGCCGUCGUUCAUGUAUGACGGGUCGUAUCCGUCCGGUUUGAAGCUGAUGUUGGAUCAGUUCGAGAACAUCGCGGAGGCAGAUUGCAUACUGGUCAAUAGCUUCUACGAGCUGGAAACAGAGGCGGUGGAGUGGAUGGCUGGGAUGGGGAAGGUGAGGACGAUCGGGCCGAGCAUACCUUCGGCGUACAUGGACAAGCGGAUGGCAGACGACAGGGUAUACGGCCUUAGCAUGUUGAAGCCGAGCAAGGACACUUGCGUUGAGUGGCUCGGGCGGCGCGCUCCGAGAUCGGUCAUUUACGUUUCGUUCGGUAGUAUGGCGGAGUUGGGAGCAGAGCAGAUGGGGGAAUUGGCGGACGGGUUGAGACUAUCCGGCUAUUACUUCAUGUGGGUGGUUAGACCCACGGAGGAGUCCAAGCUUCCGGACGGUUUCUCUUCGGAGAAAGGGUUGGUGGUGGGAUGGUGCCCCCAGUUGGAGGUGUUGGCGGACGAGGCGGUGGGGUGCUUCGUCACGCACUGCGGGUGGAACUCGAUGCUCGAGGCAUUGAGCUUGGGAGUGCCGAUGGUGGGGAUGCCGCAGUGGAGCGAUCAAACCACCAACUCUAAGUUGAUGGUGGAUGUGUGGGGGGUGGGGAUCCGGGCUCACCCCAACCAGAGAGGUGUAGUCGGGGGAGCCGAGAUAGUUCGUUGCGUGAAGCAUGUGAUGGAAGAUGGGGGAGGGGAAGAGAUGAGAAGAAGUGCAGAGAGAUGGAAGAGAUUAGCUAGAGAGGCAGUUGAUGCAGGAGGCACAUCAGAUCAAAAUAUAGAGGAAUUUGUUGCUUCAAUGGUGGCUUCUGCAUAUUGAUACUGUAUUAACUUUUUCUUUCUCUAAUAAGAUUGAAGAUAAAAAUAUAGUAUUUCCUAGGAAGAUAGAGAAACAGAAGAAGCUGAAGCACUAGGAGAAUAUCAUCGUUCUACUCAAAAAAAUGGGCACACAGUUUAUACAA
Messenger RNA from Salvia splendens (bonfire salvia), 2146 nucleotides. Its product is annotated as mogroside IE synthase. The record is from RefSeq and is a predicted model, not a curated record. Bases 643 to 2004 code for a protein of 453 amino acids. The transcript has 2 exons. Gene Ontology annotation, molecular function: quercetin 3-O-glucosyltransferase activity; quercetin 7-O-glucosyltransferase activity. Lineage: Eukaryota; Viridiplantae; Streptophyta; Magnoliopsida; Lamiales; Lamiaceae.